This is a messenger RNA of Opisthocomus hoazin, 1284 nucleotides long. The record is from RefSeq and is a predicted model, not a curated record. Lineage: Eukaryota; Metazoa; Chordata; Aves; Opisthocomiformes; Opisthocomidae.
AUGGUGCCUCGAGGGAGUGGUGGAGCGGCUGGGGGGCACCGGCAGCUGCCGCCUCCUCCCGCUCCUGGGAUGAAAUACAUAUCUGCAUUACGAAAGAAAACAAUAACAGUGCUGUCUGCUCUCAUUAAGUGGUUGGAAAAGAAUGUACAAGUCCAGAUUUUUCUUUGGAUCUACCUAGAUUUCAGAGGUUUGAGGGUAACUGUGUUACUAACAUCAUCCCUGAUGGUAUUGGGAGCUGGCCUGAGAUGUGUUCCAGUUUCAGACCUAGAAAUUAGGAAGAAGCUGAUUCACGGAGGGCAGCUGUUAAAUGGCUUGGCGGGGCCAACUGUGAUGAACGCGGCACCGUUUCUUUCCACAACGUGGUUUUCUCCGGAUGAACGCGCCACAGCAACAGCCAUCGCAUCGCUGCUCAGUUACCUGGGCGCUGCUGGCGCGUUUCUAGUGGGACCUCUUGUAGUGCCAUCUCCUAAUGGAACAUCUCACCUCCCACUGGUAUCGCAGAGCAACACAGAGCACAUCAAGGACCGCAUUGAGGCUGUGCUGUAUGCAGAAUUUGGAAUGGUUUCCCUGAUAUUUUCCGCUGCGUUGGCCUACUUCCCCUCACGCCCUCCAUUCCCUCCCAGCGUGGCUGCGGCGAGUCAACGGCUCAGCUACAGGAGAAGUUUUUGCAGACUCUUAAGCAAUUUCCGAUUCUUGAUGAUUGCUUUAGCCUAUGCUAUACCACUGGGUGUUUUCUCUGGCUGGUCUGGUGUUCUGGAUUUGAUAUUAACCCCAGUUCACGUAAGCCAAGUAGAUGCGGGCUGGGUUGGAUUUUGGUCUAUAGUUGGAGGCUGUGUUGUUGGCAUAGCAAUGGCAAGAUUUGCAGAUUUUAUCAGGGGCAUGCUGAAGUUUAUACUGCUGCUGCUUUUAUCUGGAGCAACGUUAGCAUCAACCUGGUUCACUCUCACCUGUCUAAAUAGUGUCACUCAUCUGCCUUUAACCACAGCUACACUGUACACGUCCUGCAUUUUGUUGGGUAUAUUCCUCAACAGCAGCGUACCAAUAUUCUUCGAGCUCUUUGUGGAGACAGUCUACCCAGUUCCAGAAGGAAUUACUUGCGGAGUUGUCACCUUUUUGAGUAAUGUGUUUAUGGGAGUGCUUUUGUUUUUCCUGACAUUUUACCAUACAGAGUUUUCCUGGUUCAACUGGUGCCUGCCAGGAUCGUGUCUGCUGAGCCUGCUCCUCAUCCUCUGCUUCCGCGAGUCCUACGACAGACUCUAUCUCGACGUCGUCGUCUCUGUGUGA